GCAACAGCGUCCAAAGGCAGACGAAUAUCGCCCCCGCAUAUUUGAACCACCCUAUAGACUGACACGCGUGCCUGAGAGGGUUGGUGGCGCACGGUGGUAGGAGAAAGCCGUCCCCGUAUCGAUCGCAACACAGAAAACUACCCCUAGAAAGGCGCAGUGUCGAAAAGACUCUCCCGGUGCUCGUAUAUCCACGCGGAUACGUUUACUUUUGUUAUAUCCUCGAGUAUCAGACAUAAAAAAGAGAAGAAUUUCUAUCCUUUUAUUAAAAGUCCAUAAACUCAGUGUCCAGGGUGUUUCCGAAUAAAUUAGUCGAUAAGGUCCAGCGGCCUAGGUAACAGAAUCUGACACGUUGGUCAAUUACGUGAAUCGGAGAGGAAUAAAGGAGAGCAGCGCGCCAUGGCGUUCGCAGGCUUAAGGAAACAAAUUAACAAGGCGAAUCAGUAUGUCACUGAGAAGAUGGGUGGUGCGGAAGGCACCAAGUUGGACGUCGACUUUGUGGAUAUGGAGAGGAAAACGGACGUCACGUGCGAGCUGGUCGAGGAGUUGCAAAUGAAGACGAAGGAAUUUCUCCAGCCAAAUCCAACGGCCAGAGCGAAAAUGGCAGCUGUGAAAGGAAUAAGCAAGCUCAGUGGUCAGGCAAAAGCCUCUACGUAUCCUCAGCCCGAAGGCGUACUUGGAGAUUGUAUGUUGAUUUACGGGAAGAAAAUGGGAGAAGACAGUAUUUUCGGUCAAGCGCUAGUUGAAAUGGGUGAGGCCAUGAAGCAGAUGGCCGACGUGAAGUAUUCACUAGAUGACAACAUCAAGCAAAACUUCCUGGAGCCUCUGCACCAUCUGCAGACCAAGGACCUGAAGGAAGUUAUGCAUCAUCGGAAGAAACUGCAAGGCCGAAGACUCGAUUUUGACUGCAAGCGUCGACGUCAGGCAAAAGCCGCUGGAAAACGGUCGAGCAGCCCACAUUUUGGAAGUCCAGCUAGAACGAGCACCCCGUCGACUUCCGUGGGUUCUCACGUUUCAGACGACGAGAUUCGUCAAGCCGAGGAGAAGUUCGCAGAGAGUCUGCAUCUCGCUCAGAUGGGAAUGUUCAAUCUUCUUGAGAACGACAAUGCCCUUCACUUUCAGAUCGAACAAGUCGCCCAGCUGGCGACCUUCAGUGAGGCUCUUCUAGAAUAUCAUCAGCAGUGCAUCGAGAUCCUCAAGGUGCUCACCGAAACAUUGCUGGAUAAGAAAGAGGAAGCGGCGAAUCGACCAAAAUUGGAGUUCGUACCGAAGACCUUGGCUGAUCUAAAUGUCGAAGGAAUCAGCUCAUCGGAUACCAUGAACGGUGGGAACUACUCAUUUUACGGGUCAAGUCGAGCGGGGUCUCCGGUCCACGGAGACGGGAAGCGCUCACAGCUCGAGCUAUUUCCGGCCGGAAACCCGCCGCAAUCUGCCAAUGCUUCUCCGUUGCCAUCACCCAGCAAGUCACCAGCCAGAACGCCAAUGGCAAAGCAACCUUGCUGCACAGCACUUUAUGACUUUCAAGCUGAAAACCCAGGCGAACUUGGAUUCAAGGAAAACGACACGAUCACCCUGAUUCGAAAGAUUGAUGAGAAUUGGUUUGAGGGCAGCCUGAAUGGUCGCACUGGCUACUUGCCUGUAACUUAUGUGCAGGUGGUUGUGCCACUACCUUAAAAUGGUUCGACGACUCUGAAGCCAAAUAACUCCUGAAUUCGUUCAUUCGUGUCUACCAACAAAAUACUUAUAAUCUUAACCUAACCUAAACCCUACUAUCGACCUAUUUGCGUUAUCGUUUUAUCCUUAUCAAGGAGAUCCGAGUUACAAAGCCCUCCCCUAUCCCCACACAAAAUCUCUAUACGCAUGUUAUUGUACAUACAUAACGUUAUAGUGUCUUUUAUCAACGUAAGGGACUCCAUACUUACGUAUACAGGACAUAUAAUUAUACAUACAUAUAUAUAUAUAUUAUUAAUAAAGUAUUUACAGGGUGGUCCAACGAAAUGGAUCUCCCUCGGCAAUGUCGCAGCAAAUCUUUAGAAUCGUGGGAAGACGUUGCCGACCAAAGUUGUAUGAUACAAAGUGAUACGUUGAGUGGACUAGAUAGAUUUCCAAAUGAUUAUACCAAUUAAUUAAUUGUAUACUUAUUUUUUAAUUCUAAUCUAUAUAUGCAUUUGGUGUAAGAUGUUAUGUGGAGAAUUAACGUGAAUCAAAUUUUAAUUAGUAUGGUUUCGUUAAUAGCUGUGCAAUUAUCGCCAUUUUAUAGUACCAUAAUGCAUUCAAUGAAUUGUGGAUUGAACUGGUAGAAUGCUCAAUCAGCAGUGUUUGAGGAAUAAAAUUUAAAAGACAUUAGAUAAGAGUUAUAACGUUGCACCGUUUACGAUUUGAUUAGAAACUUUAUUAAUUAUUAGAUUCAUCAUAAAUCUAAAUUUUUGAAAAACAAAACAGAAAUUGAUUCUUUAUCGACACAACUGAUAAUGCAAUUAAUUAUUUAGAAGCAUUUCAUUAUAGUCAAAAUGAAUGCUAGAAAGGUUGCAUAAUUUCGGAUAAAUUUUCGCCGUCUUAUUAAUUUGUAACGAUAUUCGAUGGACCACUCGGUAUAUACUUAUCACAUACAGUACCUAUGACGUAACUCUUUACACCGGUCGACGUCGCCCAUUUUAAUUUGAAUACUAUUAAACCCGUAGCGUUUAUUCGGAUAAUGCGUUAAUAAUAAUAUAUGUAGAAGCGUUCAAUUAUGUUAAUUGCACAAAAGUCUAGAGUCCAAUUAAGACAGCCUCCAAAUUUCGUACGUAUCUCGGUGGCUCCAGUCAGUCUCUUAAUUUCAAUUACUUUAUCAAUUUUUUGAAGUUUCCCGACUAAUGGUCGAUUCACAGACAUCACUUCCGUAUCCGGUUCCACAUCUAUACCGUUCCGACUGUCCAACACGCUAUUACUGUCACACAGUUUCAGUUUAAUAUCUGUACUGCAGUUGCAAGGAGUCAACUCCCUUGUGAUGUAUGUCAAAUUUAUUAAAUGAAGCUCUUACAAUAAUUAAUCUUUAGUAUCUGUCGUUGCAUGAAAACAUGGUCGCCAGUGUGUUGGACAGACAGAUGCUGACACUGAUACCCAAGUGUAUUAUAGUUCUCUUUUCCAUUUAUAUUCGUUGAAAGAUUUGCUACGUCAGUACACGUAUAAGUGCAGAUCCUUAAAAUUACACUAGAUUAUUAAUAAUAGAAUCGUAGCCAUCCGAGAUUAAUUCAUCGUGCGAAUGCUUCUCAUCUAAGUUAAUAUUCUCAAUUGUCAAUAUAAAACAUUGAGUUUAUGUAAAAUAAGGACACGGCGAAUUACAUAGGAUAGAAAUAAUUUUUGCCAUGUGGCACGAGCAUAAGUACAGAGAUGCAUAGAGAAGACGCAUAGACAGAAUUAUAAUGUUGUAUUUUACUUAUUUCUAAUAAUUCAUUUACUUAUUAAUGCCUAGUAUACAAUUAGCGAACUCUGGACAGGUCUUAGGUUCGGUACGGCGAUCAACCACUAAUCAAACGAAUGUGUAUCAUUCGAAUUUAAUAGUCUGUUUAUUGAUUCAAUAUUGAUUUAACUGUACGUUACCCAAACACUUUUUGCGAUUUCUUUUUAAUCAGAUGAAUUAUCAAAAUGUCACGUAUGUUCAUAUAUUCUUUUAACUUUUAUUCAUCUUCUUCUUCUUCUUCUAUCUCUCUCGGUAUGCCCAACAGAGGGGUUUGGAAGAUCUUAGUAUUUUACCAUGUUAAGUACCUAAUAAAUUUGACAAAAAUACAAGAAGAGGGUAACUGAGAAAAAAAGUGUGCGAUUAAAUUAAAAUGAUAAAAGGGACUGAAAAUGGUUGGUGGUAAUGGUGGUGGUGGUGGUGGUGGUGGUGGUGGUUACAGAAGAAAAGUAAAGGAUGAUUCUUGAAGAAGAUGAACAAGGGAUAAGAAAUACUAUAUCCUAUGUGGCUCGUCGAACUUCCAUACCUCUGCCAGAGUGGUCCAGAUUUCUUUACAUUAAAGAGAUAGCUUAUCGCAAUAAUUAAUGAUUAACGAUUUAUUAGCUUUAUUCGUCUGACUUUAACUACGUGGAUUCAAACCGUCGUAACAAUGAAAGUAAAUAAGCGAUUUGAUUAUCCGUUGCCGCGUACAUUCUUAGAUACUCUUCGUGCGAUAUUUCCUAAGCAUAAUGUUUAACGCUAGAGUAUAUACAUAUAUACAUACAAGAAAUAUAUAUAUAUAUAUAUAUAUAUAUAUAUAUAUAUGUAUAUAUACACGUAGUCGACUAUUAUUAUUUUUAUUAUUAAUUAUUAUGAACGUCGUUGUUGUUGUUAUUAUUAUUAUCGUGUCAUCGUCAUUGAUUAACAGACCCCGAUGCGAAAAUCGAGUCUUAAAUUGUUUUGCAAAAAAUGGGAAAAUGCGAAAGAAGAGAAACAUUUUCGCAUUGUUUUCGUCGUUAGCAAUAAAAUAAUGAAAUACCACUAAGUAUUUCCUUUGAGAGCUUUCUCGGUGCGAAUAUUAUGAUUGUUGUAUUAUUAUUAUUAAUAGUUAACUCUUAUUAUCGCGUCACUAUGAUAAUAUUAUUAGUAUUAUCGGUACUGCUAAUAUUGUUUAUUAAUACUACUAUUGCUACUACCACUAACUACUACCAACUACUGCUAAUAUUGGAUAAUACCUUGGGACUAUUUAUUUUGUCGAAACACGAAAAUCCGAGGACUAUGUAAAUUUUGGACUUGACCAUAUCUCAGUUUUGACUUAAGGGAAGAGCUUGUUUGAGAUAUAAUUGUAUAAUUGACUGACGAGGGCGACGGACGUUGUACUCGGAAACGAAGGACAAAGAGAAACGAAGAAUAGGAAGUACUUCGCGGUGUUAUAAUGAGUGUCGUGCAAUAUAUAAAUUUAAAAAUUUUGAAAACCAGGUAAGGAGCGACCGCUGGUUCGGUGUUUUUCGAAUCGCGCAAUAUUCGUUUCCGAACGAUCCGAUCAGCUAGAGCGGCAUAAUUUGCGAGUGGGACAUGAGAAAAUGUAGAAAAAAAAAUUGAAAAAGAAAAGCGAUAAUUCUCGACUGUGUCAAUUAUAACGCGCGAAAGUUGAUUAAAACGAGAGCUUUUCGAGAAUAGAUAUAUACGACGCUUGGGAAAUUUUAUAAAUUGGGACGUUUGAAACUUUGAAAAAAAAAUCUAAGAAAAUUGCUCCUCGAGCAAAAAAGCAAUAGACGCGUAGAGGAUGUUUAUGCGGAACGUAUGUUUCUUUUUGUAUACGAAUGACGUACCUCUGUAUCUUUUUUUUGGCAAUUAUAUUCGAAAAACACUGUGCCAGAUUCGCAUGUGCGAAAUCACGCACGGUAUAUAUAUAUAUAUAUAUAUAUAUAUAUAUAUAUACACAUAGGUAUACAGACUAUUGAGAAUUGUCAAAGCGACGUUCGCAUUACGGACUGAAGCAAUUAUGAAAACGCAAAUGAUCAUUAUUGAUUAUAGACAUAUACAUAGUGACACUGACACCGGCAUUACACGUGGAUCAGAUAAGUACAUUAAAUGCAAAAUGAAAAAAAAAAAAAACAAAAAAAACAUACAUUUACACAAUUAAUGAUUAAA
This is a messenger RNA of Cephus cinctus (wheat stem sawfly), 5569 nucleotides long. It is a transcript of the gene EndoA, whose product is annotated as endophilin-A. Lineage: Eukaryota; Metazoa; Arthropoda; Insecta; Hymenoptera; Cephidae. The coding region runs from base 397 to 1671 and encodes 424 amino acids. The record is from RefSeq and is a predicted model, not a curated record. Gene Ontology annotation, biological process: synaptic vesicle uncoating. Gene Ontology annotation, cellular component: glutamatergic synapse; presynapse; cytoplasm. Gene Ontology annotation, molecular function: protein binding. The transcript is spliced from 13 exons.